CCAUUUUCGUUUUGCAGUUCGCGGAAUUCCAUCAUGGGCUCUGUAAAAUGGCUCGUAGUUUGUGUUCUCUUCACUUUUAUUCUUGAAAUCAAUACAUUUCUAGUUGCUGGGGGAGUUGGAACGGCAUUACUCGCAGGAAUAUACACAGCUUACACACCGGUCAAGUGUUAUUUUAAAGAAUGUUGUACAGCGGACUGGAUCCACCUAAAUGCUACAGCCCUCCGCGAGGACCUUCAAGCCAGAGUAUUUGGGCAGCAUCUAGCUAUUGAUGUCGUUAUGAAGCAUCUGCAAGCUCACAUGACAAAAGAUCCAACAAGAGCGCUAGUACUCUCGUUUCAUGGAGGGACUGGCACAGGGAAGAACCAUGUCAGCAGAAUUAUCGCCGGGGGUCUAUAUCAAGAGGGAAUGAGGAGCAAGUAUGUCCAUUUCAUAUCAACAAAUAAAGAAUUCCCUCAUGCUGAUAUGGCACCACUUUACAAGGAGAAAUUGAAAGAGUUGGUUGAAAACAGUGUAAAAGAAUGUGAACAGUCUUUAUUUAUCUUUGAUGAAAUCGAUAAAAUGCCACCUGGAGUCAUCGAUACUUUGGCACCUUACCUUGAUUUCCACGAGCACCUGUCGGGUACUGACUACAGAAAAGCCAUCUUCUUGUUUUUAAGUAACACAGCUGGAAAAGAAAUAUAUGAUCAUACAUUAAAACACUGGAAUGUCAGAGAUAGAAUUAAAUUGAAUGAAAUGGAACAAAUCAUCAGCAAAACCACUGUUUAUACCAACUCAAGUAAGUGAA
Molecule: messenger RNA, 784 nt
Organism: Saccostrea cuccullata (small rock oyster)
Lineage: Eukaryota; Metazoa; Mollusca; Bivalvia; Ostreida; Ostreidae
Product: torsin-1B-like
Exons: 4
Coding region: 34-783 (249 amino acids)
Molecular function (GO): ATP binding; ATP hydrolysis activity
Source: RefSeq, a predicted model, not a curated record